UCUGGAUGUCCGCGGACACACGACUAGUUAGACACGUCAAUAAAGUCCCAUCAACUGCAUGCCUUCUGUGUCUCGUAAGUGCGGCAAAAGAUGGUUCAGAGACAAAACGACACGUGCCCCAUCCCAGACCUCAUUCGCCAACACAACAGCCAACCUAUCCCUCUUCACGCAUCAUCUGCCGGUCUUGUCGCGGCAUCGGGUGUGGGCUUGGCCAAGGGCAGGGAGGGGAAAGGCGAGGGGCCUGCGAUGCUGUUGCGUGGCAGCUGUGCCAUGGGCGAUGGGCUCAGUGAGCUGUUGCCGGCGUUGUGUGGGCUGGAGGAACUGCUGUAUGAAGAAGGCGCGCGGGGGACCUUCCUGCGCACACACACAGACAUCGCAUGCAGGAACAUUUGCCUGUGUGUUCAUCAUUCGUGUCGGUCUGUGAUGGCAUACUUGGCUCUGCCGUGGGGCUCGUUCCGAACAGCCUCGUUCUCACACUUGAGCUGCCGAGAGCAUGGCUGUGUCCAUGGCUCCCCGUGUGCAUCCGCCCGCUCACCUGCAGUGAUCUGAGUCCGAGGUCGUAGAAGGCCGACACCAUGACCUGCUUCUCGCGAAGCUGGCUCGUCAGCUGCUCCUCACUGGUCGAUCGAUCGACCGUCCAUCCACACACACACACGCACACACACACAGGUGAAUGAAUGAAUGACAUCAAUUGUCUUUGGCGUACCGGUCCUGUUUGUAGAACUCGACCUGCUUCUCUCUCAGCUGCACCUGCUCCCUCAAGGUCUCCACCACCUGACACAGAUAGGCAUGCGGACGAAAUAGGUAAUGCGGGCAUUGGGGUCUGAGUGUGUGUGUGGUUGGUACGAACUUGGUGGUAUUCCUUUUCGAGUUGGCCUCUGAGGUCAUCUUCAUGUACCUUGGACGCCCUGCGCUCACCCUCCAGCUGACCUUCCAAGGCCUGGAUGGAUGGAUGGUCGUCACACACACGAACAGCUGUACCGGCCACAGGUAUACACGCACCUUGAGCUGUGAGUUGAGUGCGUCGAUUUUGCUCUGUAGUAUGAGCUCGUCCUUCUCCUUCUGCACCUGCAGCAGCUUCACCGUCUCAUUCGCCGUCGCGUCGCCGCGAGCUGACGACUCCAACAAGGCGUCCUUCUCGGACUGCAUCGACAGCACCCACAAUAAAUGGAUAGUACAAACGUGCGAUCCGUUGUCGGGCAGGCACCUUUAAUCGCUUCAUCUCCUCGCUCUGCACAGCUAUCUGGUUCUGGAGAGUCACAAUCUGAGACGAAGACGGCACAGAAAGGAGGGCAUGACACGUUUAUCUUGCUGGUGUCUCCCUUGGUGCCUGUGUUUGUGUCUCGAGGGACUUCUCUUUGGCCUCCAUCAGCUUCUGGUGCAGCUCGUCCUUGCUCUGUACGUCGAAAGCGCAUCCAGCCAUAGACACACACAUGGACAUCGCUCGGUUCGUGCAUGUGCGGAUGCAUACCGAGUAGAGGAGUUUCAUCUGCUGCUGCUCGGCGUCAAAGCGCUCCUUGAGCGACCGGUGCUCAGACUCAACACCCUGUGAGAAACGAGCAGUAUUUUUGUCCGUGGUCACCCAUUCCUGCGUACCCUUAGUCGUUCAUUUUCCUUCUCAAGGUCGUUCAUCUGGCUCAGCAGCAAACCGCUCUGGGUCGCCUCAGUGCCUGACAUGCCCCAUAAACGCACGACACUGCGAGAGCCAGAGACGACUGCAAGACGUGUGUGUCUGUGCGAUGGUUGGUUGGCCUGCUGACCGUGAAUGUCGAGCAGCUGUGCCUCUAGUGUCUGCACCUGCCGCUGCAGCAUCUGUGUGCGGGCCGUGGCCGCCUGGUAGUUCUUCUCGUACCGAUCCUUCAGACGCAACGCAUCAUCCAAAUCGUUCUCAAGCUGCAUGAGCCAUCCAACCAACAAACACACACACUGAAUGUGGGCUGCGAGCCUGGUUGCAUAGCUUCCUGUCUGGCUUGCUGGCUGACCUUGGUGAGCCUGUCAGCGAGGUCCUCGUUGCCGACGGAUUCCUUGAGUGCGGUGUUUUCCUUUUCGAGUUUGGCUAUCCGCUGCUGCAACUCAACCACCUCCAUUGUCGAAGCUGCCGAAGGACCUGUGCAAAGGCAUGCAGAUAUCAGUCAGCAACCACCACUAUAGGAUGACAGAAUGCGCACACAAAGGUCGGUCUGUCUGUCUGCCUACUUGCAUCGCUAGUGGCGCCCAGCGGUGAGUUGGCCAGCUCUGUCUGGAGGGCCAGCUGAGCCGUCACAUUCUGCAGCUCAGUGUCCUUGUUCUUCCUGCACACACACACAUACGCACAUGCAUGAGACACAGCACCAAAAGCUGCCUAAAUCCCUGCCUCCCAGGCUCCCUCACCAAUCGCGGUCCAUGUCCUUGAUCUGCUGUUUGAGCGAGUCGUUUUCGGCCUUGCACUCGACGAGCUCGAUGCGGCCGGCGGACAGAUCGCUCUCCUGGUCGGCACACUUGUCCUUGUACUGCUCCAGGGUCUUCUUGAGGGCAGCCAUGGUGCGCAACUCCUUGUCCUUCUCCUCCAACUGCUCACUCAGCUCCUGCAGAGGAGCAGACAAUAGGGCAGAACAGAUAUGCGAGAGUGCACACACCGAGCUGAAUUUGAUACCUACACACCUGAGUCUGUGCCUCUAGCUCCCGAUUGCGCCUCUUUUCUUCCCCCAGCUCCUCCAUUUUGCCCUGGUGAAUGGAUGGACACAUGUACAUGGUGUUUGUGUCUACACAUGUAUCCAUUCUUACCUUGUAUCUCUGUAUCUGUGCCUGCAGCACUUGCGCCUGCGACGCCUGGGCCUUCAAGACGUCCACCUCAUCAGCCAUGCUGUCAGGAAGAGAGACACGUGAAACGACAUCGAUGCACUUCACACGUGUGUGGUGAUUCAGGAAAGGAGUGUGUGUACGUUUGCAUCUCCUCUUUGUGUUUCUGCUCGGCUUCCCUCUGCUGCCUCCGAAGCGACUGCUCAGAAGCAGACAGGGGAGGGUGAGACACGCAUAACACAUGCAUUCGUGGGCUCUGGUCGUUUUGUCAGACUGACCUCGAUUGUCUCCUCCAGCUCAUGGAUGGUGCUCUCGAGCGCCUGACGCUGUUCUGACACCUCCUUCUGCACACACACGCAACAAGGUCACCCUGAUGAGACGACAUCCGCCGAAGACAUACCUGCAUCUCAGACUUGGAAGCAUGGACAAAGUCCUCGGACGACUUCCGUCUCUGCCACUCCUCCUCGAGCAUCUUCGUAAGCGACUGGUUCUUCUGCAUGAGGCCGUCCUUCUCGCUCUCCAUCUCACGAAACUUGUCCCACAAACCGUCGUAACGUGACUUGAGCUGAUCGUAGUCCCUCUGCAGAUCCUUCAGCAACUUUACCUGAACCCCACACACACAUAGAGAGAAUGGGAUACCAAAGUGCUCACACUGUGUCUGCUGUGCUGACGUGGUGCACGCCUUGGCUGGUGGCCAAGAGACCAUACGGGGAACCGUCUUUGGAUGAAGGUGUCAUGAUUGUGUGUGCCCGCCCUCUCUGUGGCGCCCCCGCGCCCCUCUCCAUGGCCCGCUGAAUGAUGGUCUGCAUGGCCAGCUGAGUCGGCUGAGACAGACCCAUGAUGCGAUUGAUGAAGGCGUCCUUGCGAUCACAACCUGACACAGUCAGAUAAGAAAGAUCUCCAUUCAUCCAUUCCACUCAUGUGCUCUGCCGUCUCUGUCUCUCCUUCCGUCUCUCAUGUGGGCGUGGUGCCUGACUGACCUAGCAUGACGGCCACAAUGAUCUCUAGGACUGUAAGAACCUCACCGAAAUACCCCGCAGCCACCUGAUCCACAGACACGGUGGGCAUCUCCCACCGCCCCAGCUUCAGCGAGAAAUCCCUCAAGACAGCCUCCACCUUGGCCACGCCGUCCCUCUUUUGGCUCUCACCCACCAGCUUGUCCCGGGGCGUCAUCAGCCGCUGGCCGAGGCUCCCCCGUCGCUCGAACAUCUUCAUGGCUUGGCACAGGUCCUGGAACUCCCCCGGGUCAAUCUCGCCCAGCAUCUUGGCGAACACCUGCCCGUCGCUGAAGUCCUCGACCGACACCACGGGGCUGCUGGCCGCAAAGUCAAAAGAAUUCACCCACUCGAUGAGCAGAUGGGGCUCCUCGGAAGCAACCAUUUCAGAGUCAGAAGAAACACCUUCGUCCAUGGAGACAAGACGGUGUCAGCGGCCUCCGAAUCUCCUCAAAGAAUGCCAGAGUUUCG
Vitrella brassicaformis is the source of this 4244-nucleotide messenger RNA. NCBI's taxonomy places the organism in Eukaryota, Vitrellaceae. The record is from the annotation of a GenBank genome assembly.